Molecule: messenger RNA, 973 nt
Organism: Epinephelus fuscoguttatus (brown-marbled grouper)
Lineage: Eukaryota; Metazoa; Chordata; Actinopteri; Perciformes; Serranidae
Gene: ccdc43
Product: coiled-coil domain containing 43
Exons: 5
Coding region: 4-702 (232 amino acids)
Source: RefSeq, a predicted model, not a curated record
GCAAUGAGAAAGGACAGCCGUACGUGCGCCGCCGAAAGACCCCAGAGGGCCAAGAUGGCUGCGCCCGUGACAGACGCCGGGGAGUUUGAAAGCUGGCUAAAUGAUCGGCUAGACUCGUUGGAAGUGGACCGUGAGGUGUAUGGGGCGUACAUUUUAGGAGUGCUGCAAGAAGAGGAGAGUGACGAGGAGAAAGAAGAUGCGCUUCAAGGGAUUUUAUCCGCAUUUCUGGAUGAGGACAGCGUGGAAGACGUCUGCAAACAGAUCAUCAAGCAGUGGACAGAGUGGCGCAACAGAUCAGCAGCCAAAACUAAUGCUGACGAUGCUGAGGUCCAGGCCAUCGCCAGUAUGAUAGAGAAACAAGCUCAGAUUGUGGUGAAGCAGAAGGAGGUGUCUGAGGAGUCGAAGAAGAGGAAAGAAGCCCUCCUCGCUCAAUACGCUAAUGUAACAGAUGAGGAAGAUGAAGCUGAAGAAGAGGAGCCACCAAGUGGAAUUAACCCCACAGGAAAUGAUAAAUCCCUGUUUAAGAACACCAACGUGGAAGAGGUGCUGAACAGACAAAAGCAGAAGCGGGAGCAGGCUCGUGAAGACGCUCAGAAGAAGAAGGAAGGGGACAAGAUGCAGCGGGAGAAGGACAAACUAGCCAAACAAGACAGGAAAGAGAAGGAGAAGAGACGCACACAGAAAGGCGAACGUAAAAGAUAAAACUAAGAGAAAGGACACUUUGUAUGCGGAAAGGUUUUGUUAUGAGACAACAAUGAAAAACUGUAGUCAUUGCCUCUUUUUAGCUAAACCUCAUUGGCGCAUUCAGUAUGUGAACGUCUUCAUCAGACCCUCCAUGUCAGUUGCUUUCACUUCAUGUGUGUAAACAAGAAGUUACUGGAUACUGUGCAGACCCAAAAUUCUGAUGUUUGUUUUCUUGGAUACUGAGAAGGAAAGAUGUUGUCAAGAAAUAAAGCUGCAAAUCUUCAUAUGA